ACAGGUUAAAGCCAAGAUGUUUUCAACGGUAUCUUUCAUCAUACUUUUUGUCUCGUUUCAACUUAUGUUGGCACAGCAAUGUGAGAAGAAAGAUAUGAGCCGUCUAAAGAAGGCGAUGAAUAAUCUUGAAAAGUCAUUUUCUACUGGUAUUAGGGACAUAAAGCAGACAUUGAUGAUAAACCAAGACAAUAGGUCAUGUUGUAUUGCAGCUGGAAAUCAAGCUAAAAUUGAAAAAGCAAUAAAAGAUCGCUUAAAGUAUCAUAGUGAUAAAGUACGCUCUGGUGAUUUUUUGGCAGCAUCGGACAUCUGGGACGAGGAGGGCUUGGUUGUUAUGCCAGACGAUAUACACGAUGGAUUAAAUGAAAUAAAAGAUGGUCUCCUGAAAUGGUUAGUUGAUAAUGGUGUAUAUCCAAAUCCCACAAUUCAAAGGAUUGAGGGAAACUGUGACUACCAGGUUGCAUAUGGUAUAUGUGAGGUGAAAAGGAUCGAUACUAAUGAAAUUGAUGCUAUUUUUAGGAUGAUCCAGUACUGGAAAUACAACUGUCUCUCAAACCAAUGGCAAUUUAAGUGGGAAAUGGUCCGAAAUGAAUGAAUCUUUUCGUCAUACUUUUUGCCAAAUUAUCUAAACAAAACAAAAUAUAAAGUCUGUUCAUUUUCA
Molecule: messenger RNA, 658 nt
Organism: Owenia fusiformis
Lineage: Eukaryota; Metazoa; Annelida; Polychaeta; Sabellida; Oweniidae
Source: the annotation of a GenBank genome assembly